Molecule: messenger RNA, 603 nt
Organism: Cucurbita moschata (crookneck pumpkin)
Lineage: Eukaryota; Viridiplantae; Streptophyta; Magnoliopsida; Cucurbitales; Cucurbitaceae
Exons: 1
Coding region: 175-375 (66 amino acids)
Source: RefSeq, a predicted model, not a curated record
UUUGCAUCAAAUCCAUUCUGCAAACUUCCAGACAGACCUUUUUCUCUCUCAUCUCUUUCUCUCUCCUCCAAUUUCUAUUUGAUAGGCCCCAAAUUCCCCACUCAUCAACCCUAGAACUACUCAAUUUCCUCGAAUUUUCCCGGUGACUCUGGAAAUCCUUCGUUUCUGUGAACGAUGUUGCAGUUCUUCUUCACGGUGGCUUUCUCUGCAGUACCUUUGACUCUCUAUGUUCCGCCUCUCCGGAGCUUCAAUCUCUUCGUCGAGACCAUGGAGGAGAUACUUCGCGAGUCCAGAACGUAUACCAAUCGGGUCUAUCCGCGGGCUCGGCAUGUUUGGUUUAGGGUUUUGGAUUGUGUUCUUUGCAGCACCAGGUAGAUGAUUGUUUUUCUUUUUCUAGGUUUCAAAGUUCACGACUCCGAUCUCUCUGUAUAUACCCUUCCUUCGAUUAUCUCUUUUGUUUGAUAAGAUUUGGAUGAGUGUGGUUGUGGUGCUGAUGAUACUGUUCUUGCGGGAUUCUGUUGUUAAUUGCUGAAUGUAACAUGUAAGAGGAGGAUAUGUUUCGAGUUAAUUUUCAGGAAAAUAAAGAGCUGAUGUUCACGCUAA